AUGGAGCAGGUCACCGCCGAUCUCUACAACGUCUUUCUGGUGACAGAGAUCGGUACUACGGCCGUGAGCGCCGUGACACUCGCGAUUGUUCGCGCAGCCCGGAUACUCGUGACCGCGACCGAGGCGACCGCGAAGAUGCAGCAUCAGCGGCCGACGUACCAUAACCUUCCGCAAAAGCUGUCAUAG
Anthostomella pinea is the source of this 186-nucleotide messenger RNA. The record is from the annotation of a GenBank genome assembly. NCBI's taxonomy places the organism in Eukaryota, Fungi, Ascomycota, Sordariomycetes, Xylariales, Xylariaceae.